GGCUUCUCCGCCGACGCAGAGCCUCUCUCACCUCUCACUCACCACUCACCACCGGCUCUACCACCAUGGACAUCGACGACAUUCUCGCCUCCGUCGAUCGCCCGGACGCUUCCAACCCAGAGUCCGCGACACUAGACCACCAAUUACUGACGCGCUUCUGGGUCGCCGAGCGCGGCGUGUCGGAGCUCCUCCCAUGGCCGGCUGCUCUAAUGGAGCGCAUGAUGGACCGCGUCAGGAACCAGAUAACCCAAAUCGAAGACCUCGCCGCCUCCUCCACCGACCCCACCACCGCCCUAAACGCCGCAACCACAAACCUCACCCUCUCGAUCCUGCAAACCGACCUCUCCCGAACCCAAUACCUCAUCCGCUCCCUCCUCCGCCAACGUCUCUCAAAACUCACCUCCCACAGCAUGCACUACCUUCUUCUCAUCUCCCGCCAAUCUCAACUUCACCCGCCCUCCCAAUCCCAAGAUACCCAACAACAACAACAGCCAGAGGACUCAAUUCCUCCUCCCCCAGACACGGACGUUGAAGAUCCAUCGCCGUUGUCGAAAGAAGAGGUGUCGUUUCUGCACGCCCAUCAGACAUUAUUGGCGGGACAUUACGGGGCGUCGUUUUUGGGCUCGUUUCCGCCGCAGUUGAGACGGUUGGAUGAUAAUGCGGGAGGUAUUAGUAUGGUGCAGGGGCCGGAGGGGAAGGAGGUCGUUUUUGUGAGGUGUUUGGGGGAGGAGGUUAGGGUUGUGGUGCCUCCUGGGGAUGGAGUUGAGAGGGAGACGCUUGGGAAGACGAUGAGGAUGGGGGAUGUUUGGGCGGUUAGGUGGGAGGGGUUAGGGGGCUUGGGGGAGGGGGAGGUGGAGGUUCUUUAG
This is a messenger RNA of Aspergillus sclerotioniger CBS 115572, 866 nucleotides long. RefSeq names its product putative GINS DNA replication complex subunit Sld5 (gene sld5). Gene Ontology annotation, biological process: DNA-templated DNA replication; double-strand break repair via break-induced replication. The coding region runs from base 66 to 866 and encodes 266 amino acids. The record is from RefSeq and is a predicted model, not a curated record. The transcript has 2 exons. Gene Ontology annotation, cellular component: GINS complex. Lineage: Eukaryota; Fungi; Ascomycota; Eurotiomycetes; Eurotiales; Aspergillaceae.